AUGUCCCUGGCCAGCCCUGUCUUGCGCUCGGCCGUCCCGAAACUGCUGCAGCAGGCCGAAGAGCGUCGGCUGCGACAGGGCCGCCUGCUGCUCGUCUCGCUGCUCGAGAACUUUUGUGUCCUUUAUGACCAGUCGCCCGACCGCAAUCGCCGUCUGUUCUUUGCGAUCUGCAAGCAGCUCUCGGCGAUGGGGGUAAGUCUGUCGCCCUGGGAAUCAUCCAUGUCGACAUCGUCGUCGUCGGCGUCCCAAGUCCCAAACAGCCUGGUCUUGGCUCGAUCCAUGCCCGCGCGGUCGGCGACCACUUUCUUCUCGCCCAUCACACACGACUUUUCGGAUAUUCUCGAUCUUCAGGUCUCCCGCUACCGCGAGGACUUCCAGGAGAUCCGCGUGCUCGGCCACGGAGCCUUUGGCGUCGUUUGCUGCGCCCGGAACAUGCUUGACUCAAUGGACUAUGCCGUCAAGAAGAUCCGGCUCCGAGCGGGCCGCAAAGCAAAACUGGAAAAGAUCCUUCGAGAGGUCAAGUUCCAAGCCCGCCUGACGCACGCCAACGUCGUCCGGUAUUACUCGGCCUGGUUCGAGCAUUCUGAAUCGCAUCCGAAUCCUCGGCUCUUGGACGACUCCGGCAAAUCCUCGGCAGGCGAUACCCUCUCAAUUGUGGAAUCACUGUCGAUCCGGUCUGCAGGCGACUCGUCACCGACCCGACACCUGACGCUCUUCAUCCAGAUGGAGCUGUGUUCCUCAACCCUGCAGGACUGGCUCGUUCGACGCAACGCCAAGAGCAGCCAGCUCGACGAUGUCGACCAGGACGAGUGUCUGCGCAUCUUCACCGAGGUGGUCGAGGGCCUUGCCUAUGUUCACUCGCAAGGAUGUAUCCACAGAGACAUCAAGCCCAAGAAUAUCUACUGGAAGCCGGACGUCGCCGACGAUACAAGCACAGCCGCCAGGGGCCACUGGAAGAUUGGCGACUUUGGACUGGUAUGUGUGUCCUCCCUGACCGACAAGGCUCGCUCUGGAUGGGUUUGCCGCCUGGCUCGACCAUCCGUACGAUCUCUGAGAGUGUUGAUAUUCUAUGUUGACAUCACUGGGAUGUGUGUGGCCCCUCAGGUCACAGCGGCUGGCGAGAACCUGUUUCACCAGUCGACCCACGAAUCCCACCCAACGCCCCACAAUCCCGACCGGACAACUGGCGUGGGAACCGGAACGUACGCGUCGCCCGAACAGCUGCAUCCUUCCGAGAACGUGCCUUAUACCUCCAAGUCCGACGUGUACUCUCUGGGCAUCAUCCUGUUUGAGCUACUUCAGCCCUUCUCGACGGCCAUGGAGCGAGCCAUGGCUUUGAAGGCGCUGCGAGACGGCGUCCUGCCCGAAGCCUUUGUUCGAAAGUGGCCCAAGGAAACGACCCUGAUUCUGUGGCUCGCCUCUGCGGAUCCCUCACAGCGCCCAAGCGCCGAAGACCUGCUGAACUUUGAACUGCUGCAAUUUUCAUCGCGCGGCCAACAUGGCGCGGCGGGAUGCAAGGGAUCCAGCAUCGAGACGGUCAGUCGGGGAAUCCAAGUUGGACUCGGCGACAUCCGAGACGAUUUCUACUACAGCCAUUUACGCUCGAGGUCGUACGACCGGCUCCCCGUUGGCCAUGCUGCUGGCUGCAUGCCUCCGUCCGGUGAAGCACGGCAUCGCCCGCCACAUCCCGCUGCCGCGGGCGAGAGACUGACACAUCGCAGUCGGUCGCUGCGGAUGGAUCUUGCGAGACGCAGCGACGACUAUGCCGCCGCCGUUGAGCUCGCGCGCAAGGCAGAGAGCGACAAAGUCGCUGCCCAAAGGGAGAAUCUGUUGCUGAAAGAAAGAAUCAAGGCGCUCGAGAGUCAGCUGCAGCUGCAGCAGCGUGGCCACGAGAAUGGAGGACAGCUGAAGCUCUAG
Messenger RNA from Polychytrium aggregatum, 1917 nucleotides. RefSeq names its product kinase-like domain-containing protein. Gene Ontology annotation, molecular function: ATP binding; protein kinase activity. The record is from RefSeq and is a predicted model, not a curated record. The transcript has 6 exons. NCBI's taxonomy places the organism in Eukaryota, Fungi, Chytridiomycota, Chytridiomycetes, Polychytriales. The coding region runs from base 1 to 1917 and encodes 638 amino acids. Gene Ontology annotation, biological process: protein phosphorylation.